Messenger RNA from Aureobasidium musti, 1191 nucleotides. Lineage: Eukaryota; Fungi; Ascomycota; Dothideomycetes; Dothideales; Saccotheciaceae. The record is from the annotation of a GenBank genome assembly.
AUGGCACAGAACAAAUUUCUCACCCCCUUCAAGGAGAUGUUCUCCUCUAGGGGCUCAACGAUCACACAACAGCAAGACCAUCUCUAUGGCCUCCGCGGACUGCUCGCCAUUGAGAGCUUUCUUUGGCUUUUCCUCAAGACCUUUGUCCCAGCAGUGGUCACGAAUGAAGUACCAGGUCCUGCACACCAAGUCAUUGUUCGCAAGAUACUCUCUGUGCUCUUCUGGAAUGAGAGCCUGAUUGCUUCUUUCUUCAUUAUACUCUCAGCACGCUCUAUAUGUAUCGGUUUCUUACAAGAGCCAACCGCCAAAGCAUUUGCUCGCUCACUGAUCACCCGCCCUAUACGUAUUGGCAUCCCGCUCGCCUUCGCUUUGGCCUUUUCGAUCUCGAUUUUCUCGUCCACCAGCACAGUUUAUAUCGAUGCAGCUGCACUGGCGUUGGAGAACCCCAAUCUUACUGCGCCAUCCAUGCCUUCUACCGCUUUGGCAUCGUUCAACACGAUCUGGGACGUGCUCUGGAUUGUCCGUGAUUUCGGAAAACAAAUGGCAAACCAAGCCUUCCCUGGUGCAACGAUGUGGGCACCAUCGUUGAUCUACUCGCAGAGCUACACAGUCUACAUCGCUAUGGUCAUUCUUCCAUUCACGAGGGCAUCCUGGCACAUUCAAGCAAUCACAAUCUUCAGCAUCGGAUCGUUCUGGUUCAACUCCUGGGGAUGGUACUCGGCAGCUGGCCUUUUCGUCGCCGAUGUAUCUCAGAACCAUGAUCUACGCGCUCGUCUGGCUCGAGGUAUCAAGAUUACAGAGGGCAUCACAUUCCCCUAUUGGAUACUGGCCAUGUUUUCUGUCGUCCUGGGCCUCACCCUGAAAUACCUCUGGGUAGCUGCACUGCCUCAGCAUCUUCGAGCCGAGCUAGUUCUGCAUCCUAGCAUCCAUCUCACCCAAGGCCUGACCGUCCAGACUUUCAACGAGGACCAAGCCUACGCUCGACUGGACGACUAUUUAAUCGUGGUCGGUGUUCUGUUCCUUCUUGAACUGUCGAGCCGAAUGAGAUCAGUCCUCUCAUCAAGACUACUGGUCCAGCUCGGGAAACGAUCAUUGAGCUUGACCGCUGCGUUUGCCGAGGCUUUCUACUGGGUUAUGGAGAAGCCAUCGAUGUGGUUUGCUAAACACCUCUUUGAGUGGAGCAGAACUUGA